Messenger RNA from Penaeus indicus, 9484 nucleotides. Its product is annotated as G-protein-signaling modulator 2-like. The transcript has 9 exons. Gene Ontology annotation, biological process: establishment of mitotic spindle orientation. The annotation marks the transcript as partial. Lineage: Eukaryota; Metazoa; Arthropoda; Malacostraca; Decapoda; Penaeidae. Gene Ontology annotation, molecular function: GDP-dissociation inhibitor activity; G-protein alpha-subunit binding. Gene Ontology annotation, cellular component: cell cortex. The record is from RefSeq and is a predicted model, not a curated record.
UAUAUAAAUCAAGAACCUGUUAUGCUUUACGUUGUUCAGGUUGGCGAAGGGCGAGCACUCUAUAACCUGGGCAAUGUGUACCACGCACAAGGGAAGCACCUAGGCCGCAUUGGGCCCCAAGAGCCGGGUGGAUUUAGCGAUGAAGUCAAACACUGUCUUCAGAAAGCAGUGGAAUAUUAUGCUGCUAACCUACGUUUGAUGGAGGAGCUGUCAGACCGCUCAGCCCAGGGGAGGGCGUGUGGUAACCUUGGGAACACUCACUACCUCCUGGGAAAUUUCACUCAGGCGAUUGGAUAUCAUAAUGAGAGAUUAACAAUCGCAAAAGAGUUUGGCGACAAGGCAGCAGAGAGGAGAGCGCACAGUAACCUAGGAAAUGCUCACAUAUUUCUUGGGGAAUUCGAGACUGCAGCAGAGCAUUACAAAAAAACCUUACAGCUCGCCCAAGAGCUUAGUGACCGUGCUGUGGAGGCCCAGGCCUGUUAUUCCUUAGGCAAUACAUACACAUUAUUACGUGACUAUCCCAUGGCGAUCCAUUACCACCUGCGGCACCUGGCCAUCGCGCAGGAAUUAAACGACAAAGUGGGAGAAGGACGAGCUUGCUGGAGUUUAGGGAAUGCAUACUCGGCUACUAAUGCCCACGAGAAGGCCCUUCAGUAUGCCAACAGACACUUAGACAUAUCCAAAGAGAUUGGGGACAAAACAGGCCAGGCAGCGGCACAGAUGAACCUCACAGACAUUAGGAAGGUUUUGGGGCUUCCUCCCACAACCAAUGACACGUCAGAGUCGGCAGACGAUGCCAAGUCGCGCACGCGUAGGAAGUCCAUGGAGAAUAUGGACCUCCUGAAGAUGACGCCGGAUGCCAAAGGCGUCCUUCGGAAAUACCAGAGCGAAGACGCCGGUAUUGGCUCCCUGUCCUCAGAUGACUCUCACCCUGUUAAUGGUCCUUCCUACACAGCUAGUCCCCAUGCUGAUAAAAAUACGUCAGUGAAUGAGGAGUCGAGCAUGGAUGAAGACAGUUUCUUUGAGCUCCUCUCCAGGUUCCAGAGCAAGCGCAUGGACGACCAGAGGUGCACGCUCUCCAUCGACAGCAACAAGGAGAACCAGCCGGAGCAAGUGCAGCAGCCGGUUGUGCCCCGGAGGGAGGGUGGGUCGGUGUCGUCCACGGGCUCCACCAAUGGCACAACAACCCCCUCCGAUAGUGGUGCAAAUAACUGCGGUGUGUUGGAAGAGUUAAUGGAGAGCAUUGCGGGAAUGCAGAGCCGGCGUAUGGAUGAGCAGAGAGCUUCGUUACCUCAGCUCCCUGGCUUGAACAACCAGCAUGCCAUUCUGCAGCGCCUGUCCGUUGCGGCCAGUGAUUCCACCCCAUUGCCUGACGACAACUUCUUUGACAUGCUGAUGAGAUGUCAGGGCUCGCGCAUCGAGGACCAGCGUAGCUCCCUUCCAAAUGAGGGUCAUCUCACCCACUCAGCCCCCACUGUGCCUGACGAUGACUUCUUCUCCCUCAUCAUGCGGUUCCAGUCAGGCCGGUUGGAGGAUCAGCGGUCCACGAUGCCCCUGGAGGCCACACGCAACAGCACACACCCAACGGCAGAUGAGGAGGAGGCCCCAGCCAAUGGCCAGAGCACAGGGGCCAAGGAUGGCCUAGUCAGCAGACUGGUCAAAGGCAGAAAGUGAGAGGAGCUUGUAGAUUAUGGGAAUACAGUAUUUUUUAGGUAUUUUUGACAAUGUGUAUGAAUUCAGAAGGCGUAUUUGAGCACAUGAUUUCUCCCCGAGGUGUGCUUGGGUCAGUCAUAUUUACCUGACGUAUUUAUGUGUAAUGUUAAAUACUUAUGAAGAGUUGAAUUCUAUUAUAUCAAGGAUAAAUGUAGAAUAAAUGAAUCUGGUAAAGUAUAAUUAUCAUCAUGUUUACAUGGAAAGACUGAUGAUUAUUAAAUGUAAGAUAAGAGUGUUAUCUAACGUAGAUGAAGAUUAAAGUUUUCCAAAACCCACACUGUUAUUAUUGAAGAUGAUAAAACACACACACACACACACACACUCUCUCUCUCUCUCUCUCUCUCUCUCUCUCUCUCUCUCUCUCUCUCUCUCUCUCUCUCUCUCUCUCUCUCUCUCUCUCUUUCUCUCUCUCUUUCUCUCUCUCUUUCUCUCUCUUUCUCUCUCUCUCAAACACUCACAUUUACUCACAUUCACAUUUACCAAAUGGUCCAAAUGAAAUGCCAACAAGAAUGCCUAUCUGUACAUCUGUCCAUUUUAUUUAGACAGAGGUUUCAUGAAUAUUGAAUUUUGAUGCUAUUUGGUGCAGGAGUAUAAUGCCAAGGAGGAGAAGAAGGCCCGAGGGCUCACAAUGCAGUCGUAUCCCCUGAAAGACCUGUGACAAUCCCAUAGAGUGUAAGAUUUUAAAAGCAUUUUUUCUGUUGUUGCGUUCCAGAUGUUACUUCAGAUAAGUUGGUUUUACCCCUUGCUGAAUGUAGAAUGUUAUUAUUAUUAUUAUUAUUACUAUUAUUAUCAUCUUUUUUUACAGUGGAACAAAAGGGAUGCUAUUAUCAAAAAGGAGAAUUGGCCUUUGUUAUAUAUUUUUGUAAUGGUUUAUAUUAAUUCUGUAUAAGAUUUUCCAGGUUUUGUAUUUCAUCCUGGUGUUCAUGAAUGAAGUCACCAAAACAGUGAUUGAAAAUAGAUAUUAGCCAGUAAUUCUUGGUAGGCAAAAAGAGUAGUAUUAUCUCUCUCUCUCUCUCUCUCUCUCUCUCUCUCUCUCUCUCUCUCUCUCUCUCUCUCUCUCUCUCUCUCUCUCUCUCUCUCUCUCUCUCUCUCACCUUUCCUCCCUCAUUUCUUAAUAAUGUAUAUGUAUUUAUAUGCAUCUGUGUGUGCAUGUAUGUAUAUAUACAUUUUGAUUAUUGUUUUUUCAAAGCUGCCUUCUUCCAACUAAGCCCAGAAUAUUUCCCCGCUCACCAUCCAAGCUUUAAACCUUAAACAAGGAGGGUUCGCAGUCUCUUCAAAGCCAAGUGUAUCCGCCGCGUGCAGCAGAAGGUUCGCUUUCAUAUGUAGCAUAUCAUACCUCUGUGUAUCCUCGGUGUCUUUGAGCAUCUCUCUGUGCGCACGUGUGUGACCUUCAGUCGUGCUGUGACCGACAACAUACUUUUAAUGUCUUUUGUCACUAGCCUCGUUAUUUGUUUACUUAUUUAUCAUCAUUAUUAUUAUUGUUAUUGUUAUUAUAUUUUUUAUUUAUUUAUUUUUUUUUAUAAGAUUUGGGAUGAUCAUCAUUUCUAUGUGUAAUGAUGUAUAUCAUUAUUAUUGUUAUUAUUCCUAUAGCUAUGGCCUUUAUUGGUUUUAUAAUGAUGAGAAUUGUAAGGUUGUAAUAAUAAUAAGAAUAAUAGUAAUAAUUAUUGUUUUUUUCAUAUUUAUUAUUAUCAUCAUCCUCAGAAGCAGCAGCAUUAUUAUUAUUGUUUUAACUUUUUUUUUUUUUUUUUAAUGAAGAUUAUUGCUGUUCUCAUUGGCAUAACAUUCUAAUCCUUGUUUUUAAUGCAGUUUUGACUAUCUAUUAUUCACUAUGGUCUUGAAAUACCAGUAUGUAGGUACACCUUUGUUAAUUUCUUGUGGUUACAAGUCUUUCCUUAAGCCAGCAAAAGUACUGACAUGAACAUUGUAAAUAAAGGAUCACACCUUCCCAAAAAUACUUAGAGGAACCUGUUAUGAACAUUGUACACAUGCAGUUCUUUAGUUUAGUGUCCAAGAAGUGGAGUAUGAUAUUGCUUGAGGUUGAAAUGUGCUGUUAUUUUGAUAAACCUAAGAGGGAGUCAUGCACAUGUGCACCUAUAUACAUUCAUGUACAUAUAGAUACAGACACAUUCAUGUACAAACAUAAUGUGCACACACACAUAAUACACAUGCACAUACAAAACAGCAGCAUUUCCACAAGUCUCCUUUCGAUAUGUGCGUGUUAAAGACCUCAAAAUUCUUAUGAAAUGUUUUCAUUUAACUCCAGGGAUCGAAUAACAAGUUGAGCUCAUUGUUGGCCGUGGAGUUUGGAAUUACCUUUGAGCAAGCAAUUUAGGUUACAUGGGAAUUAAGGCAAUCUUCUCUGAAGCAUUGAGGAAAAAAUGGUAUUGUUGGCUACGUUACUUUGAUGAGAAUCAGACCCAGUUAGUGAAUGGAGGAUAUACUGAAUUAUAUAUAUUAAAUUAUGAACUUUUCAAUAAAUUUUGAAGUUAUUGAUGGGACAGUUAUUGACAGUUUAUGUACAGUUAUUUACAGUUUAUUUUUGUAUAGAGAUUAUAACCUUCAACGACAUUAUUGCCAUUUUCACAAUUGUUCUUGUUCAUUUCCUGUCUGAACUUGAAACAAUUGAAAUAAAUCAGUUUAAAGCAAAUGUGAACUUGCAGUUUUAACUUUUGAAAUCUUGGCAUUCAUAUAAAGAUAAAGAUUUGUAGAAUUGUCAUCUUUUCAGUUAUAUCUGAAAUUUGUAUGAAAUACAACUCCAUGUUUUGUACAUUAAAUUUGUAUGAUCUUUACACUUAAUGAUAAAAGAUACAUAAAUCAGGUGUAAAAAUAUAUUUAAUUUUCUUAGUACAAACUUCUGCACAUUAAGUAAGAUUAAGAGUUUGCUCAAAUGAUAAAGAUCUAGCUAAUCGAAGGUGCCAAUUUUUAAAUAUAUUUUCUUUUUUUCCCCGAAGUUAUUGAUUGUGGUUUUGUAGUAUUCAUGUCAAUAUUUCUAUGUUCAUAUUUUAUUGGAAAGAAAAGUUCAGAUGAUAAAAUUACAGAUUAUUUUCAUUAUGCAAGAAUGAUUUUCAAUCUUAAGUAUUCAAAGAGCAGCCCAUAGAAAGGAAAGGGAACUGCACUGGCUAAAAAUUCUUACAAAAUUAUGAUACCAAUAGUCCUAUUACUCUGAUUACUUUUGUAUCCUUUGUAAAGUGCUUAAAUCAUGUUCAGGUACUAUCUUCAGUCUUGCUUCCUGCUCAGUCUGAAUCCUUUGGGGCAGAGAGCUAUUCUGUGUCGCUGGUAGGCUUUCAUUUUUUAUAAGGUAGUCAUAGCCACAGUGUGCUCUGACAAUCAGUUAUACAGCAUAAUAAGGGUCAGUAGACAGAGUUUCAUUUACAUAGAAAUACCCACAUAUAUGUAUAUAUUUAUAUAUGGAUAUGUGUGUGUGUUCAUGUAAAAAAAAUUGUGCCUCCUUCAUUUAGAUAAAUAUAGGUGUCAUUUCUGCAUUCUUCAGUUGUAAUUAUUAAUGUCAAGAUAUAAGAUUUGCUAUUCUGUAUAAAUUUACAAAUUACCCAGAAAAUAAAAGAACAAUUUUUAUUGUAGUUUGGUUCAGCGUACCUGAUGUCCAGCACACUACUUAACGAGUAACAAGAAGUCUUAUCAUUGGCAUGUGUGUGCCCUUCUAGUGUAUGUCAUUCUAGUGAAUUUGAAGUUCCUUUAAAGCACAGACAUGGCUUGCAGUGCUGAGAUGUGCCUCUAAGGGCUUCGCUGGACACUUUUGGUGGGUCAUUUGUCUUGCAGUUGCUUGUUUCUGAGUAACUCAGACUGAAUGGAAACUGUUGAAAAAGGAUUUUUUUUAUACAAGGAUAUGAAUAGUUUUAAGACUAUUGUUUGUUAAUGAUAGUUUGGGAUUGUAUGUGCUUAGUUUGAAGAUCAACAAUAUUAACUCUAGAAAGUGUUGGGGAAAAAGUGGUUACUGUUAUAGAGUGAAAUAUCUAACUUAAUUAUUGCCAUUCUAAAAAAGGUAUGGAGAAUCUCAUUGUUCAGUCAUCAGAACCAGUGCAUUCAUUAUUCUGAGAAAAGUCCCAUUUUCCAGAUAUAUGAAAAAUAAAUCUGAAUUACUUUGUAAAAUGUAUGUUACACCAAUACACAGCCAUAUGUGUAUAGAAAAAUAUUCAAAAAGGAUUACUGAUUAUGCUCAUUCAUACUCUUGUUGAAAUGAUGACAUGAAUGUCAUGAUAAAGAUAAAGUCAAUAUUGAUUGAUUCUUCAGUAUUCAUUUGAUAUAGAGAUGUGCAGGUAUUUCUUGGCUUUUCUGGUUUUCAAAUAUGGCUGUGUAUGGACUUGUUAUGUUGCUGUUGCAAUUUGGGAUAGUAUGCUGAACUUUUGGCCCAUGAGGCUUUGAGUGAAAUGUGGCAGGUUUUUGUUCUCUCUCUCUCUCUCUCUCUCUCUCUCUCUCUCUCUCUCUCUCUCUCUCUCUCUCUCUCUCUCUCUCUCUCUCUCUCUCUCUCUCUAUCUCUCUCUCCCUCUCUCUCUCUCUCUCUCUCUCUCUCUCUCUCUCUCUCUCUCUCUCUCUCUCUCUCUCUCUCUCUCUCUCUCUCUCUCUCUCUCUCUCUCUCUCUCUCUCCCUCCCUCUCUCCCUCUCUCCCUCUCUCCCUCUCUCCCUCCCUCCCUCCCUCUUUGUUUUCUCCUCAUUUUUUCUUUUCCCCUCUCUUUCCUCUCCUCUCUCUUUUCUUUCUCCCUCUCUCACUGUUUUCUCCUCAUUUUUUCUUUUCUCCUCUCUUUCUUCUCCUCUCUCCUCUCUCUUUUCUCUCUCUUUCUUCUCUGUCUUCUCCCUUCUCCCUUUUCUCUCUCUUUCUUCUCUGUCUUCUCCCUUCUCCCUUUUAUUCUCUCCCCUCUCUCUUCCUUUUUUUAACAUUGCUCAACUUGUGUCAGAGUCAUAUCAGACAUAUUUUUCAGCUAAAUGAAAGAAAUUGUGAAUUCAUCCAGCCAGUUUGGAGAAAUAGGUAAACGUCAUAGAAUAAAAGAAUGAAUUUCCAACAAAAUAAUGGGAAAGAGCUAAAACUCAGUCACAGAAUUAGUGGCUUAUGAUUAUCAUUAUUUAUUAUUAUUAUUUUUCUUAUUAUUAUUACUAUUAUUUUUAUUAUUAUUAUUACAUAUUAUUAUUAUUAUUAUUAUUUAUUAUUAAUAUAUAUAUAUUUUUUAUAUAAUAGCCUGUCAAAUGAACAUAAUACUUGCAUAAAUAUUUCACAUACGGUCAUUUUUUUGUGUGUAAAUAAACACUUGAGGUACCAAUUCCUUGAUAUACAAACAUCAAUGUUCAUAAACUCUAAAAGGUAUCUUUACUCUAAUGUGCUGCAUAAUCUGAAAGAGUGUAAGAUGUUAUUUGUCUACUGCUUGCUACCACCCUAUGAAGUGUCAGGUAACAUAGUCUACUGUUUCAGUUUACACAUCAUUAUGAAGAUACAUUUGGGAGAUAGUGUACAUGCAUCACUUUAUUCCCUUCUGUAAUACUCCUUGUGUUGUGCCUAUUUUGUAAAUGCUUUUUAUGAACAAAAAUGUGUCAAAUAAUGUUAAUAAUUCCGGAAAGAAAUCUCAACUGUGCCAGAUGUCUAAUGUAUAUUAAGCAGUGUUAUGGUAAUGAUUUGUAUACAAACAUAAGACGUAAUCGUUUGUUAGACCUUCCUUAUGUCCUUGGUCUUCAAUCACAUAGGGGGACUUUUAUCUUUACUCUGUACACACUCAAUUCUUUCUAAUACAUUUAAUGUUAAUACAGUAUUGUUAAUUAAGAAAUCCAGCCAGGGUAAUUCCACAUGUGCUAGUAUAUUCUUUUUUUUCAAUGAUGUACAACUUCAUUUUACACAACUGAAUGUAGUAGAUUGUGUAUAUUAUUACGUAUAUCAUUAUUAGAAUAUUUUUGUAAGAUAAAGUAUAUAAAAUGUGAUUAACUGCAAUUCUUUUUCUGAGAUAUACUUCUGGUUCUGUCUCAGGUGGGGGGGGGGAGCCAUUUUUUAUUAUUACUGUGAUAUAAGGAAUGGACAAAACCUGAACACAGAUUCGAACGAAAGCGUAAUUUGGCCAUAGAGGAGAAACGUGGCAUCAGAAUAGUAGUUCAAAUGAUCAGUAAAUCCCUCAAGACUUCAUAUAUUUAGUUCUAAUACAAGAUGUUACGUCUCAUUCAGGAAACUGCUAAAAUCUCAGCUCCCUUCCAAAUGCUUUUCAUUGUCUUCCACAAGUACAUCAUCUUUACAUCUGCAUUAUUUUCUUUUUCUUUAUUGUCAGUUGUGAAUGUAUGUCAUUCGCAUGCAAGUAAAUAAAGAGAAGAAAUUCCAAUAGAGUAAAUUUUGGUUAUUUAAAUGGAAGAAAUGAUAUCUGUUUUCUGUGCUUCCAGUUAUAUUUCUUUAUAUACAGAGUAAAUGGUCACUACAAGUUCCUGUCAUGUGUACAUAUUAGUUUGUACUUUAUGGGGUGUAUGUUAUGUGUGGAACAUACAGUUUUUUCAUCACUAAAUUUAAAGUGUAUUCAGUAUGAGUUGAUGAAAGACCAUCCUCUGUCCAGCAACUGAUAUUGAGUAAAAGAAAAAAAGUCUCUGAAUAUAGGAUGUAAUGUAACUGUAUUACCUUUCUUCAGUACACAUUAUUUCUCCACAAAAGAAAUAAAAAGAGUUCCUAAAAGUUUCCAUUUAGUGAUUUUUCUUUGGAGAAAUGACAGCCAUAAUAUGUAUUCAUUGGCAACUACUUGUAGUUGCAUUUUGUACCUUAUAAGAACACAUCCUGUAGUGCAUAAUUUUCUGUUCACUCAUUGUCAUCCAGCUUCGUCUCUAAACCAACAUCACCCAACAAUGUUCAUUGCUCCUGAUUGCAGACAACAGUUUAAGAAUGUGCACAUAAGCUUCUUUAGUCUUUCGAGGCAGUGUGAUAUAUUGGCACAGAGCCAAGAGCCCUGUCUUCAACCACCUCAGCAAGGGCCAACAUUUAGCCGUCCUGUUCCAGGGAGACUAGAGUUUGCCAGUAAUUUCCAAGCUUAAGUAUUUUUUGAAGAAUUAGGGGACAAACCUGAAACCUGGCUGCUCCUGCAGUUAACUCUUGUAUAGUUGUUUUUAUAAAACUUACAAAAUGGCAGUGGAUGGUUGAGCUUCAUAUUUCUUUGAAGUGUUGGCUCCAUAAUUCUCAGCAAGAGAUUAGCAUAUCAGAACUUUUUACUGAGUGCAACAAUCAGUAAAUGUAAUAUAAUAACUAAGUUUUGAUAGAAAUUGCCCUCUUGGUUACUGUAAUCAGUCCAAUUGAUUAGUUAAGGAUUUCCGCCAUGCCAACAGCUAAUUACAGCAUUGAGCAUACUUGCACUAGCCAUGCAAGUUAGUUCUAUUCAUUCAGCCAGAUCAAGCAGAUAAGUUGCACACAAAAAUCCAGUUGAGGAAAAGUUGCACUGGAAUUACUGCUCCUGUUGAUGUUACUGUAGAUAUGCAGAUCCCAUGUCCUUACCUUGCCCUCUACAUACUCCUCUGGCACUAUGUGAGACUUUGAGAGAUUCCAAGAACCACUAAUGAUUCUUUGUAAUGUCUAGCAAAGUUUGAUUUCAUCUUUCAUGUAUAUGGCAAAGUUAGGCAAGCUCUGUAAUUUGUAAUAUCAGUUUUAUCCAUACUGGUUGGCUUUUAUUCACCCAGCUUCCUUUUGUGUAUAUUUCUUCAUGAUUCUAUAAGAAAAUGAUUUAUAGCAUGUGAAACAUUUCAUAGGAUAUAAUGCUAUAGUAUUUACUUUUGCAGUCAGUGUAUACUACAAAAUAAAUUCAUCAAUCCA